AUGGAGCAAAAAGAUGCUGCUGAUAAAACAGACAAUGCCUCUCCAGUCUUGGUGUCAGUUCCCUCUAUUCAAGCUUGGGUUCAUGAUUUCCAUCCCAGCUAUUCCGCUCAGACUGGAGGCAGUGUGGUCGCGCCUUCCAUCAUCGGCUCUACGGUUGAAGGCAGCAUAAACAUCAAUAUCAUCUCAAUAGCCCAAGAAGAAGCAUUAAACCGUGACAUUGAAGACAUCUGUGUGGCUCUACAGCCACAAAAUAAUAAGAUUGUAGGAUGUCAAAAGAAACUAAAAUGUACUCUAAAGAGGAGGUUUGGCCAUUUGCAUCAAGGGACGGCAAAAGAAGCAAAAAAAAUCUCACUCAAAAAGAUCUACACAGAACUCUACAUCACCGAGGGAGGAAGUGGGGAAGUCAAUAAAGAGCAUGAGGUGAGACAGAUCGAGAUGACAUCCAGGAUGCAGGUGGCCCACGAGAAAUCAAUCAGCUGCAACGACCUCUAUGCUCUACAGGAACAAAACCACCCGAUAAGAACUGUGAUCACAAGAGGAGUCGCUGGCAUCGGAAAAACCGUAUCUAUCAAAAAAUUUACUCUAGACUGGGCUGAGGAGAGAGCAAACACACACCUGGAAUUUGUAUUUCCCUUCUGUUUCCGAGAGCUGAACCGGAUGAAAAAGGAGUGGAGUCUAGUGGAGCUUGUCUGUGCCUUUUACCCUGAAACAAAAGACACAGGAAUCUUUAGCAAUGGUGGAAACAAAAUGCUCUUCAUCCUGGAUGGCCUGGACGAGAGCCGUCUAUCUUUGGACUUCCACAACAGUGAGAUAAUGCCUGAUGUGACACAGCAAACCACCAUAGCUGUGCUUCUGACCAACCUCAUCAGGGGAUCACUGCUUCCUUUGGCACUUGUUUGGAUAACAUCCCGCCCAGUAGCUUCCAGUCAGAUCCCUCUGGAGCACAUUGAUCUUGUGACAGAAGUCCGCGGGUUCAACAACCCCCAGAAAGACGAGUACUUCAAGAGGAAAAUAAGUGAUGAGGGCUUAGCAAACAGGGUAAUCACACAUGUGAAAUCCUGCAGGAGUCUCCACAUCAUGUGCCACAUACCAGUUUUCUGUUGUAUGGCAGCAACUGUUCUUGAGAAGAAGUUGGCGAAAGCAGACAGCAAAGACACACCAAAGACUCUCACUCAAAUGUACAUCCACUUCUUGUCCUUGUAUGUGGACAGCACGAACAAGAGCCCGCCUGUAAGAAGAGAGUCAAACGCUGACUACAUGAGAGAUAACCUCAUCUCUUUGGGUAAACUGGCCUUUAAAGAGCUGGAGAAAGGUCACCUGAUCUUCUAUGAGAGCGACCUUAAGCGAAACGGUAUAGAUGUCGCACAGGCAUCGAUGUUCUCAGGGGUCUACACAGAGAUCUUCAAUGAGGAGCUGACACUGGGCGAGGAGAAGAUGUUCUGCUUUGUACAUCUGAGCGUCCAGGAGUUCUUUGCUGCGUUGUAUGUUUUUCUCACAUUCAACAACGACAACUUGAACGUCUUGGUCAAGAAGUCAUCCGUGUCAAGACGUUUCCCAUUCAGAGAUUCGUCAGAGCUCAUUCUCUACAAAGAAGCAGUGGAAAAGGCUUUGCGGUGCGAGAAUGGACAUUUUGACAUCUUCCUGCGCUUUCUUUUGGGCCUGUCUCUGGAGUCCAAUCAGAGACUGUUGAAACAUCUUAUGACCAACAACAGAACAAACCCAAAGACAAGAACAGAGAUCAUCAAACACAUCAAGGAGAAGAUCAAGUCAAGCCCAUCCCCGGACAGAUGCCUCAAUCUGUUUCACUGCCUGAAUGAGCUGAACGACCACUCUCUGGUGGAGGAGAUUCAGAGCUUUCUCAGCUCAGGAAGUCUGAACAGAGACAAACUCUCACCUUCCCAGUGGGCCACUCUGGUGUUUGUGUUACUGACUUCAGAGGAGGAGUUGAGUGUGUUUGAACUGAGCAACUACACCAGGUCAGAGGAAGCUCUCCUGAGGCUGCUUCCUGUCAUGAAAACAGCCAGAGUAGCAAAUCUAAAUGCAUGUUACCUCACUGCAAAGUGCUGUGACAGGUUGGCCAACAGCAUCACCUCAUCCAAAGUUAGAGAGCUGGACCUGAGUAACAACAACCUGACAGAUGCAGGACUGAAGCAGCUCUCUACUGGACUGAAAAACAGCAAACUACAGACAUUCAGACUGAAGAGCUGCAACCUAACAGCAGACAGCUCUGAAGUCCUGGUCUCAGUUAUCAGCUCAGCCUCCUGCCAACUGAAAGAGCUGGACCUCACUGACAAUGACUUUCUGGAUGUUGGAGUCAAAAAGCUCUCUGGUGGAUUGGGGAGUCCUCACUGUAAAGUGGAAAAACUCAUUCUGUCCCUAUGCAGAGUGACAGAGGAAGGCUGCAUUUUCCUGGGAUCUGCUCUAAACUCCUCCCGUCUGAGAGAGCUCGACCUGAGCUACAACCACCCAGGUGACGCAGGCCUGGAGCUGCUGUCCGCCCUGCUGGAUGACCCACAAUGCAGUCUUGAGAAACUCAGUGUCGAACAAUGUGGUGAAUCCAGAGUUCAGCCGGGUCCCAAGAAAUACACCAGUCAACUCACCCUGGACCCAAACACAGCUCACAUAGACCUCACUCUGGCCGAAGGGAACAGGAAAGCAACACGGUGGACCAAGCAGCCAUAUGCAGAUCACCCUGAAAGAUUCGAUUUCUCGAGACAGGUGUUGUGCAAGGAGGGUCUGACAGGACGCUGUUACUGGGAGACGGAGUGGAGCGGAAGAGCUUUAAUAGGUGUGGCCUAUAGACGAAUGUGCAGGAAGGGAGAGGGUGAUGAAUGCAGGUUAGGCCGAAAUAACUCUUCCUGGGGCCUGAACUGCAACAAGGAUGGUUACAGAGCUUUUCACAAAGGUGUAAGCAUUGUCAUAAACAUCCCAUCCAGCUCCAAUAAGGUGGGAGUCUAUCUGGACUGGUCAGCAGGGACCGUGUCCUUCUUCAGGGUCUCUUGUGGUGCACUGACUCUCCUCCACACCUUCCACACCACCUUCACCGAACCUGUGUACCCAGGGUUUCAUCUUGGCUGGGUGGACUCCACAGUGUACCUAUGCUAAACAUGAUCUUCAGUGGAACCUCAUUUUGCCCCUACUUACACUGAAGACUUCUCACAUGAUGCUGUAUUUUCUUUCCUCUACUGCAUUUGAGCCUGAAACUUCAUUCAAGGAUCAGUUCAUCCAAACAACAAAAAAAAAAAAAACACAAUUUUUUUCAUCUAUAUUAGUCUUUAGCCACAUUUUAGGUUUAUUUGACCAGAUUUUGUGGUAUCAGUCCACCCCAAUACUGACGCCAGAGGCACAACAUUAAGUCUGCAACCAAACAAGUUUUUAAAAUCUAUCUAUUAUUAUUGAUUAAUGUGCUAUGUAUUUUCUUGAGAAAUGGAUUGUUCGUUUAGUCUAUGAAUUAUUAUUUUUUUAAAGUUCAAGGUGACGUCUUUAAAUGUCUUUUUUUG
This is a messenger RNA of Scomber japonicus (chub mackerel), 3500 nucleotides long. RefSeq names its product NLR family CARD domain-containing protein 3-like. The transcript is spliced from 9 exons. NCBI's taxonomy places the organism in Eukaryota, Metazoa, Chordata, Actinopteri, Scombriformes, Scombridae. The coding region runs from base 1 to 3105 and encodes 1034 amino acids. Gene Ontology annotation, molecular function: protein binding. The record is from RefSeq and is a predicted model, not a curated record.